This is a messenger RNA of Linum tenue, 1383 nucleotides long. Lineage: Eukaryota; Viridiplantae; Streptophyta; Magnoliopsida; Malpighiales; Linaceae. The record is from the annotation of a GenBank genome assembly.
UUUUUUUGUUCAUACUUCUCUCAAGUCUCAAUCUCUGUACUCUGUUUCUCAGUUCUCAGACUAACUUCUCAUCCUUUUACUGCUUGUUUGGUCUGUGGCCUUGUGCGUGCGAGCCUCACUCUGUUUGUUCAAGGAACAAUGUCAACAGAGGGAGUUCAACCCACUGCACAAGAUAAUGGCAAUAGUGCAAAUCCAGUUCUGUCUGCACCUACUGGAAAUGGGACUGCCACAAGCCCAACUCCGCAGGCAGCAACUACAAAUGAGCAGAAUGGCAAUGCUGGGAAUGGUAAUGUUGUCGAGGAAUUACUCGACGUUGGUAAGCUUAAGAGUGUUGUUUGGCAACACUAUACCAAAGUUCGAAUUAAUGGAAUUGUCAAGGCUAAAUGCAAUUAUUGUAAGAAGCAAUUAGGUGGGGAAUCAAAUAAUGGUACUACCCACCUAAAGAAUCACACCAAAAUAUGUGUUCAGAAGAAAAUUAGGGAUGGUAGUCAAAAGAUUCUCGGCCCUCACUAUUUGGCUAAAGGGAAUCAAGACUUGGUUGCUACUGCUUUCAACUCUGAUUUUUCAAAAAGGGAGCUUGCAAUUGCUAUUACAAUGCAUGAAUAUCCUUUAUCGAUGGUUGAUCAUCUCUAUUUCAAGAGAUUUGUCUGCUCUCUUCAACCAUUGUUCACGGUUCCAUCGAGGAAUACUAUAAAGAAAGAGGUCUUUAAGAUCUAUGAUAUUGAAAGAGCUAAGAUUCAAAGUCUGUUUGAUAUCAACAAAGGUAGAAUUGCAAUAACUACUGAUUUGUGGACUGCCACCAAUCAAAAGAAGGGGUACAUGGCUGUUACAGCUCAUUAUAUUGACAACUCGUGGGUGCUUAGGAGCCAUAUGCUUAGAUUUGCAUAUGUACCAGCACCUCAUACUGCUGAAAGGUUGGGGACAGUGUUGGUUAACUGUUUGCUCGACUGGAAUGUCGACAGUAAGAUGAUGCUGCUGCUGGAGCAGAAGUGUUGGAAGGAUGUUUCUCCCCUACAAGUGAAGCCAAUCUGGUCCAGCUCCAACCUGAUGCUGAAACUACUGAAGGUUUUGUUUGAGUUUUGUUGCCUUGGCUGCUGGGUGGAACCAAGGAAUGCAGAAAUCAGAAUGCUGCAUUGUUGCUGCUGCUGGAAAGUGGAGUAUGGAGGCCUGAAGUGAAGUCUUUAUCUUGCUGCUGUGUUGCUGCUGCUAUCGAAGCUGUUCUCGAGUAGUAGAGAUGUUCUGCUAGUUAUUUAAACUUUUGUUUUGCUGAUACAAUGGUCUUGGUCAUUUUGGAUUUGAUGGUAUUUUAGGAUUGGAUGUUUUCUGUUGAAUGUUUUGUUCUUUUGCUACUUCUCCAGUGCAUUCUGGUUUCUGGAUUUGAUG